Messenger RNA from Necator americanus (New World hookworm), 3474 nucleotides. RefSeq lists its product as uncharacterized. Gene Ontology annotation, biological process: reticulophagy; autophagy of peroxisome; autophagy of mitochondrion. Gene Ontology annotation, cellular component: Atg1/ULK1 kinase complex; phagophore assembly site membrane. Lineage: Eukaryota; Metazoa; Nematoda; Chromadorea; Rhabditida; Ancylostomatidae. Bases 1 to 3474 code for a protein of 1157 amino acids. Gene Ontology annotation, molecular function: protein kinase binding; molecular adaptor activity. The transcript is spliced from 32 exons. The record is from RefSeq and is a predicted model, not a curated record.
AUGGAGUUCUAUUAUAUUUUCAACGUUGCUCGUGGACAACGUUUCCAUAUUGAAGUUUCGCCGCAGUGGAAAGUACGCCAACUUCAAGAAAAUAUAGCGCAUUUGACGGGAAUACGCGUUGACGAUCAGGUUCUAUUGAAGGCAUGCGGUGAGAUUCUAGAUAGCGAACAUCUUGUACAAUUAAAUCCUUCUGAGAAUAAUCCUGAUGCUCCUGUUUAUCUUUUUCAACGAAGCAGCCGUCAUGAGAAAGAGGACAGUCGACAUUGGGACCAAGAAAUCAAUGAAAUCACUAGUAUAAUUGAUGUUUCCAUUGAGAAUGCAUCUCGUUCCGAGCAAGAUCCGGAUUUGCAUCGCGUCUAUCUAAAUAUCCCAUUACGAGCUCGUGAGUGUCGAACUGCAUCUCAAAAUGCUAUCCAUGCUUGUGCACGUUUUGCCGAUGAGCAUCGUCUCAUCCAUCAGGGUUGGAUGGCUCUUGUUAAUAAUAUGGAUGACUCAGUUGUUCGGCUUAAGAAAAGAGCUGCUAGAUUUCAACAUCAAGUUGAGAAGGUACGUCAACAAAGAGAGAAGGCUACCGAACUUUUACAAGGUUUCGAUGGAGUAAUAGAACAGCUCAAACAAAUCCGUCUUCCUGGUGCGCUGCUGGCUUAUUCUCGUGGGCAAUCAGACCGGUCACUCCAUUCCGAUCUCUCGCUAUAUGCAUGGAUUUCGGCCUCGGACCCUCAACACUCACUGCAGGAUCUCGUUGAGCAAGUAAAGGAACAGAUAAACAGCUUUGGCCAGUCAGAUGCAAUGUCAACUGUGCAAAACAUCGAAAAAGUGGUGGAAUUGUCCAAAGAUGUGAAUUGUCGUGAGAUCAAAGGAAUAAAUAAGAGAAUGAGUUACUUGGAUCACCACCUGCGACAAGCUGAAGAACGAGAUAGAGCUAUUAAUACGUUGACGUUGAAAAUAGUGGAAACUCCAAGUCGGAUUGAUCAGUCUUCACUUGAAGAAUUGUUAUCUGAACACCGCUAUUUGAUGAGUCAGAUUUAUGCGGAACUCAAAGAACUUCGUGUCAUAUGCAAUCAUUUCUUCAAAUCCAAAGUGGAAGUGCUAGGAAUUCUGAGGAUGCGCCUAAAUUCGUGGAUUGUUCGGGUUUACGAUCGUCUCCUCCAUGCGCACAAUGAAGUGCUUGUGUUUGAGGAGAAGUUCACAGGCUUAAAACAACGUCUUGACUUAGUUAGACAGAUUAAGGAAGCUCCGAUGAUGUAUGCCACUGCUGUUAGUGAAGUGGUUCGUCGUCGUACUUUUCACAAGGAAUUCGUUUCAUGGCAUUCUUUGCAUGUGGAUAAGUGUGUUGCUCUUUCUGACGAAGAAUCACAAAUUCGCGCUCAAUUUUCUGCAAAAAUGGAGAAACAUUUCCUCCGUGUGCUCUUUCAUGGUAUGUUUGAUUCACUGCCGACGUUUUAUGUGAAGUCGCUGCCGAAGUUCGAUGAAUCUCUGGGACCGAUUGAUAUUGACCAUCUUAAAGAAUUACGGAAUAGUGUUGAGGACUUGAAACAGUAUCUGAAAGUUACAGCACCUCAAGUGUUUUUCCGCCUCAGCGUUAGAGAUCCAUCUAUGCCCUCUCCGAUUGUGCAACAUGGGGUCAUGCGACGAGAAGAAAGCUUUUUUACUGCAGACCCGGCAUUUUCAUUGUCUACAUUGACGCGAAAUUUCCCUAGUACAAACUGGUUGAGUACUGAUGAUGGAAUGGAUUGUUCUCCUUCCACUAUGCCAACGUUGCUAAUGACAAAGUCUCCUCUUUCAAGAGUUGGCUCAUCUUCUAGCUUGAACAUGCCAGCGGCUCCAUCUCUAAACCAGUUGUCUAUGCUAGGUGAAGAGGACGAGAUACCCACCCAGUCAUCAUCGACUUCUAUUGCUAAAAGUGCACCAAUCCAGAUUCCUACUCCACAACCGCGGCAGAUGUCGGAGAAGUCUAGUCAGUUCAGUACUCCAGAUGACCAUUUUCAUACCGCGGAUCCAAUUGAAGAGCGGCAAUUUCCCGUCGAUGACUUGACUAGUCGAUCGCAAACUUUUUAUGAAGCACUCAAGCCCACAGUUGUGCAGAUUCUUUCAUUGUCAAAGGAUAUGCUCGAUCUGCGCGCUGAGUUAUCAAAAAACUACGAUUUCUUUAAGGAAAACCUCACCAAACUAGGAGAGUUAACUGGAUCAGCUCUUUCAGAGCGGUUAAAGCAAGUUAAGGAUUACUAUGACACUGAGCUAGCUAAAGCCAGUGAGGAGCAACAACGUUUUGCAUCCGAGUUACAACAUCAAGUUGUUGAGUACCACAAAUUAGAGGCUCUUCAUCAAGAAGUAAAAGAAAGUAUAGCUCAUGAUCUAGCAUUGCAGCAAAGCGAAAAGGAAAGACUUGUUGAAGAAGUGGUGCAUCUUGAGGAAAAAGUGAAGAAUGUGAGAAGUGAAACGUAUAAGGAAGGUAUAAUCGCUAUGGAAUUGGAGAAAAAUCGUCUGAGCACCGAAUAUGAGGAAAUCAUUGAGGCUAAAGAUGCCCAAAUGCGUGAGUUGCAAAAAGAGCUGGAGAAGAAGAAUGCGGAAAUUGUCCGACUGCAGUCUGAUCCAGAGAGCAAUGCUUUCAGGAAAAAUGUUAUUGCAGAGAUUCGUAACGAACUGGAAAAAGAGUCCAAAAGCAAACUGGAUUUGUUGACGAAAGGUAUUACACAAAAGAAAGAAGAAGAAUGUUCAAGGCUAAGAAAAGAGUUGGAGUACGAGAAAAGGAUUAUGGAAGUUGAGAAAAAUUCUUCUUUGAAAUGGCUCGCUGUUGAACGAGAUCGUCUAAAGGAAUACAUAGCAAAAACAUUACCAGACGGGGAGUCGGUGUGCAAAACUGUUGAAGAAGAAAUAAAUAAUGCAGCAGCUGCAGAACAAGGAGAAUACAGGGCAAUUUAUGGUUCAUCUACUGCAACACAAACAGACAUCUCGUAUCCACUGAUUGUUGUUCCAACUGAGGAAGGUGUUGUGAGCCAAUAUGGAGACAUGAGAGAAAGCGUGUUUGCCGUCGAAAAUCUCCCUAUUGCCGUAGAGGAGUCUGUAUUCAUACCUACUGAUGCGCCGAUUUCCGAAAGCGAACGAAAGGAGGUCAACGUUCAAACAAGAAUAGGCCUAAGAUCAAUGGAUCGUAUGGUGGCUGUUGAAGAUAUUGUUGAAGGAUCGACAGUGUUGGUGAUUUGGAAUGAUAGACACAACGCAUAUAUGUUGUUCAGCUCAUCGACUUACAGUCAUUUUGUGAAAGAGUCAUCAGUUCGCCGUCUCGGCCUAGCCACUACUCUUCCGAAUGUACCUCGCCGAAAUUGGAUACUCGGAAAAGUGUCCCAUCUUGAUCUCUGUAUAAUUCGUAAAGCAGAUAAUCGCUAUCGUCUGCCUGUCGACACACGGGUUUACCGCGUCGAUGUCGAACCUUUGGAGGGCAGAAUUCCGCGCGCGGACCGAACUUCGACGUGA